Synchiropus splendidus (mandarinfish) is the source of this 3672-nucleotide messenger RNA. RefSeq names its product TOX high mobility group box family member 3 (gene tox3). Gene Ontology annotation, cellular component: nucleus. Gene Ontology annotation, molecular function: chromatin DNA binding. Gene Ontology annotation, biological process: regulation of transcription by RNA polymerase II. The transcript has 7 exons. NCBI's taxonomy places the organism in Eukaryota, Metazoa, Chordata, Actinopteri, Syngnathiformes, Callionymidae. The record is from RefSeq and is a predicted model, not a curated record. The coding region runs from base 497 to 2326 and encodes 609 amino acids.
ACCGGCAGAGCAGGAGGCUGAACUGAGGAUGACUCUCUCCUAACUACAUUAUUCUCACUAAUUCGUCCAUUUGUCCGCCAAAGCAGCUAUUAAGGUACGUUUACCUGCGCAGCUGCAUUGCUCUCAACUUGAAGAACUUUGUCGGCGAGUCGCUGUUGGAUGCAUAAAGGUGCAUUUGAAGUUUGCUGUGUUUUCAUCAGUAACUUUUGUUCGGCGCGGAAGGUGGACGCGGUUCUGUGCUGGACAUCCGCGGGUGCGGGGUUGCAUGGUGGGCACUCAGCGGCCGCUGCUCCGUGAGCUUCCCGGGCUCUGUCCAGCCUUCAUGUGGGCUUCGUCGGAGGUUACUCGCCCGAACCACGUGUAGAAAGCGGAUAUCGGAACUUCACCUAGCCUGCACACCUUCCUCCGUGUCCCUCUCGAGCGCUUGGAUUGUAGCCGGGAGAACCGAGAGCACCGCGCAGAGGAGGCACCGCAGCCGCGACCCCCCUCACUCAACAUGGAUGUACGAUUUUAUCCGACUGCCAGUGGGAAUUCUAUCCCAGGAGAGCCACCGAACAUGGAUUUCGCGCAUUGUUUGGGUUACUACAACUUCAACAAGUUCCAGAACAACAACUACAUGAACAUGACGGAGGCCAAUGGUGCACUGCUUGCUGCUGGAGACACUUUCCACACGCCCAGUUUGGGAGAUGAGGAGUUUGAGAUUCCUCCUAUUACACCUCCACCUGAAACCGAGUCCGGACUGGGGCUGUCUGAAGUUGACACACCUUUUCCAGCAAUGCCAGAGCACCAAACUCAACACCGGGGUCCCUUCAUCCCGCAGUUCCCCCCUCAAAGCCUGGAACUGCCGUCGAUUACCAUUUCGCGCAACAUGAUGGAGCAAGAAGGGAUGUCGCUCAGCAAUGGCCAGUCAGUGAAUGUUGGAGCCGGCCAUCAGCUUCACCAGUACCCCCCUAACUCUGCCAUGCUGAUGAAGUCCAUCAUGAGCAUGAACAGCAACAACGGGAUGAUGUCCAGGAAUCAGCUGACCACCAUCAAUCAAACUCAACUUAAUGCACAGCUGAGCCUCAACAUGGGAGGACCCAAUGUCACCCACACGUCGCCCUCCCCGCCUGCCAGCAAGUCGGCCACUCCGUCUCCUUCCAGUUCUGUCAACGAUGAUGACCAGGACGAAGGAAACAGGGUGGUUGGAGAGAAGCGGCCCGCUCCCAUGGAUCCCACCAAGAAACCCAAGACCCCAAAGAAGAAGAAGAAGAAGGACCCCAAUGAGCCUCAGAAGCCAGUUUCAGCUUACGCCCUCUUCUUCAGAGACACGCAGGCCGCCAUCAAGGGUCAGAAUCCCAACGCCACCUUCGGGGAAGUGUCCAAGAUUGUGGCGUCUAUGUGGGAUGGUCUGGGAGAGGAGCAGAAGCAGGUUUACAAGAGCAAGACUGAGGCUGCCAAAAAAGAAUAUUUAAAGGCACUUGCAGCGUACCGUGCGAGCCUGGUGUCAAAGGCUGCAGCAGAAUCAGCAGAGGCUCAAACCAUACGCUCCGUACAGCAAACCCUGGCCUCCACCAGCCUCUCCCCUGGCCUGGUGCUGCCCUCGCCACUUAGCCAGCACCCCUCCAUGCCGUCGGCUUCCCAAGCUCUCCAGCAAGCCAUACCACGGGCCAUCGCCCCGAAACCUCUGCAGAUGAGACUCGGGGGCAGCCAAAUCGUGACCUCGGUCACAGUUUCUCACCAGAACAUGCCCUCUGGGAUGUCACCGCAGAUGCUCAGCCAGAUGGGUGCUGGAGGAGGGAUGGUGGCCGGCGCCCAGUCCACGGCAGUGUCUCAGAUGAGCCCGCCGAUGCAGCAGCAUGCGAUGCAGCAGCUCCAGCAGCAGCAACAGAUGCAGCAGCACCUCCAGCACCAUCAGAUGCAGCAGCAGCAGAUGCAUCACCAGCAGAUCCAGCAGCAGAUGCAGCAUCAGCACUUCCAGCAUCACCUCCAGCAGCAGCUCCAGCAGCAUCACAUGCAGCAGCAGCAGCAGCAACAACAACAACAGCAGCAGCAGCAGCAGCAACAACAGCAGCACCAACAGCAGCAGCAACAGAUGCAGAUGCAGCACAUGCAGUUGCAGCAUCAGAUGCAUCAGCAGCAAAUGCAGCAUCUCCAGCAGCAACAACAGCAGCAGCAGCAGCAGCAUCAGUCACAGUGUUCGCCGCCCCAGCACUCUCCUGGUACUCCCCAUUCAGUAGGAGGCUCGGCAUCGCUUGGAAGCCCCCAGCCAGCUCCUCCGCAGCAACCGCACCCCUCUCAGAUCCAGGCCCACGCCCAGGUCCUGUCACAGGUCAGCAUCUACUGAGCCAAAUGGAGAUCCUAUCUCAAAGAACAGGAAUAGAAUAAAAGCAUCAGCUCCUGUUGCUUUUCUAAGUUGCACUUAAGAAGUGUGUAAAUUUUAGAAUGUUAUACAAAGAACUUGUCCAUUGUUAUAGACGGAUAUGCACUCAUGUGUACAGGUGUAAUCGUUUGCUGGGUUUGUGUCUAUAAAAUAGGCUGCGAGUGAAGACAGAAGCCUUAUGGACUCGGCACCCAGUGAUUGUUUGUGAAGUCCUUCAGCUGACAAUUUGAACUGGCUGGGUGAACGGUGUCUUUCACUCUUUUAUUUAAUGAUAAAGCUUUAUUUAUGAGGCCACAUUUGUUAAAUCAGCGCCGAGAAAAAGAGACGUGAAAUGCUUUCUGCAGAUCCGGGAACUGGACGUACCACUCACCACUCAUCCACAGUCAAGAGAGACACUGCUUCUCUUUCACCUGCCACUGUAUCAGGAAAUAUUGGAUGGAAUCAUCACAGAAUGGAAGAGAAAUGAUAUUUGAACGCAUUUAUCAAAGUCACAAAAGCAGACAAAGUCUCGCUGGAAGUGAAGGAUCUUUGAAGCGAAUGAUUGAUGGGACUGUGGCCAUUUUUGUCAUCACAACGUCAAACUUUUGCUGUAAUUUUCUGUCGAUGUUUUAUAGAAAGCUGAGGCCCAACCUUCCUCCAGGUUAUUUGCUCCUAUAAAUUGUGUAACUGUCCCCCAAAAUAACUGUUAAAGAUAUUUGUUUUUACUGCAGAUGUUUAACAAUUAAAUUAUGUUUUUUUUAUUUUAUGUAACAAAGGGGAUAUUUUAUGGUAAAUGCAAAAUUUCAGGAUCAAAAACAGCGGAAUUUGUGUAUUUUUACUCUGCUACUUGAUGCUGUCGUUGUUUAAAAAAAAAAAAAAACAACUAUAACACGAUCACAUCGAGUCCAUUGUACUGCCAAAGUAAAAAAAAAAACCAUCACACACACGGGAGGUAUUUUUUCAAAGCUGUACAGAAGACAUGAAAAAGAAAAAGUUGUACAUUUCUUUUAAAAUAAAUCACCUGUUGUAAAGUUUUAAUAUGUGAGGCUUUAAUGAAAUCAUUGUUCAAUGACCUGUGGAUUGAUAUAUCACAUAGUGCUUUUCUGCUCUUUUAUACUUUUUUAUGAGUUACAAUAGCAGCGCUUCAUUUUGUUUGUAUUUUGCUUACAAACCACCUGCUUUCAGAAAACUGUGGAUAGAAUUAAGCGUGUACGAACCUCACUGUAGGAAGUAAUGUUUGCUCGGUCAUGAGGACGAAUCCAGAGACAUUCCAUCACUAAUAUGAUAGCAGCCAUAAUUUUGUAUGAAGUAUUAUAUAUUUCUUUGUGUCU